CUUUGAAUCCUCAAUUCUGCAAUCUUCUAAAUCGCUAUACAAUAUGGCAGAAAUUGCGGAUUUAGUAGGUGAUUUAACUCAAUCAUCUAAAACUUUAGGAGAUUCAUGCACCACAAUGAAAUCCGAAGUUCAAUCGAACCAAGUCGUCGGAUCGAAACGACCGCAUCCAGACGACGACGACGAUGAGAACGUUGGCGGCAAUGCCAAUUGUAAGCGCAACAAGUUAGAUAACGGUACCGAACCCGAGGCACUUGCACCUACGCUUUCUGCCACAUCCGAUCCCGCUUCAAUCUCCGCAUCCACCACCGCUGCUGUUGUCGCUACUACAGCCGUCCCCACGCUAUCCAAGAAUCAGCUGCGAAAACAGAGACAACGAGAGCUUUGGAUAGAGAAGAAGAAAGAGAAGAAGGUCUUGCGUAACCAGAAGCGCAAGGAUAAACAGCAACAGAAGCGAAUAGAGAAGGAAGCAGAGAUUGCCGCCGCUGCUGCCGAAGGCAGAGAACCUGUAUUCGAUGAACCCGAGCGACCACCCAAGCCAACACAGGUUCAAGCACCUGUAACAGUUAUCAUCGACUGCCAAUUCGAGAAGUACAUGAUGGAGAAGGAGUUAGUGUCUUUGUCAAAUCAAGUCACCCGCUGCUAUUCCGACAAUAGAAACUCUCGGUAUCCCGUCCACAUGUUCGUCAGCUCCUACGGCGGCUACAUGAAGGAGAGAAAUGAGACGAUUUUGCAGAACCAAUUCAAAAAUUGGAAGAAUGUCCAUUUCGUAGAAGGCGAUUUUGCCGAAGCAGCUACUCAGGCUAAGAAGUUAAUGGGGACUGCCGAGGAUCAGGUUAUCGAGGCCCUCGCGCAAGGCAAAGAAGGAGAUGCCAUUUCUUUCACAGUGGCCGAUCACGACGGCAAGAAGAAGCACAAGUCUGCACCUACCCCGGAACCUGAAGCCGCCGACGUAGAGAAGUCCAUCGUCUACCUCACCGCCGAUUCACCAUACACCAUUGAUCGCCUUGAGCCAGGCACAUCUUAUGUCAUCGGUGGCAUAAUAGAUAAGAAUCGCGAGAAGGGUUUAUGUUAUAAGAUCGCGCGGGAGAAGAACGUUCGUACAGCAAAGCUUCCUAUCGGCGAUUUCAUGGUGAUGCAGAGCCGCCAUGUCCUAGCCACGAACCACGUGAUGGAGAUCAUGCUCCAAUGGUUAGAGACGGGUGACUGGGGAAAGGCUUUCGUGAAGGUGAUUCCUACGAGAAAAGGAGGAAAACUUAAAGGAGGUGAGGGCGCAUCUACACCAGAGGAUCAGCCGGCAAACGACGCGAUUACGGCCGAUGACGCCUUCGAGAUGACCCCUCCUGAACCGAAUGUGACCUCUCCCAAACCAAGCGAACCCGAGAAUCCUACGGCUCAAAAACCCCAUAGUCCCAUCCAAGUAAAAGGAAACGAAUCGGAUGAUUCUAGCAUGUCUUUACACAAUUAGGUCGGUUCAAAGCCAUAGUCAGUGACACAAGCACCAGUCAAGCAAGCUAAAGAGGAAGCACUUGCUGGCAACACUCCAACUAACCAAGAUAGACGUACGGACACUACCGACGACCCCAACGACCCUAGUAUUUGGAAAACCGCCCUUGACAAACUCCCCCUAAACAGAGACCCUAACAACAGAGUACGGGACUGGAGGAAGAAGGUCAACCUCGCCAUGAUGACUCCUAGCCGACAACAACAACGCUCGAGUGAAUAACGGUCGGAACGACGAAUCCUAUCAUGUAUAUGGUAGGACACGCGCAGCGUUUCCUUUAUGUUUCUUUUGAGAUAUCCCGACACGGCUCUAUACAACUUUGCGGUUGACUGUGCUUCGAAUUUUUAGGUAAAUAAAAACCUAGCGCAUAAACUUUCUGGGCUUGUGAUCUUUUUUAAGUAUAACCCCUAUAACCACUAAG
Molecule: messenger RNA, 1922 nt
Organism: Annulohypoxylon maeteangense
Lineage: Eukaryota; Fungi; Ascomycota; Sordariomycetes; Xylariales; Hypoxylaceae
Exons: 1
Coding region: 44-1465 (473 amino acids)
Biological process (GO): tRNA N1-guanine methylation
Cellular component (GO): nucleus
Molecular function (GO): tRNA binding
Source: RefSeq, a predicted model, not a curated record